Cordyceps militaris CM01 is the source of this 1893-nucleotide messenger RNA. RefSeq names its product HET domain protein. The coding region runs from base 1 to 1893 and encodes 630 amino acids. The record is from RefSeq and is a predicted model, not a curated record. NCBI's taxonomy places the organism in Eukaryota, Fungi, Ascomycota, Sordariomycetes, Hypocreales, Cordycipitaceae. The transcript has a single exon.
AUGCAGUCCCAAGACAGCAACAGCAGCUACCGGCAUGUCAGCUUGCCACCAGGGCGUAUUCGCGUACUCGAGCUGCAACCUGCCGCUUCUAUCGACGAUGCUUUGGUCUGUCGACUGAGAGCGCAAACAAUCACGGACGAGCCCUACGAGGCUUUAUCGUACGUAUGGGGCAAGACCGCCGUCCUGCAAAGCACCAUCUCCUGCGUAGACGAGAACCAGGCCGACAAUGGUGGCGGCCUGCUGCGCAUUGGUGCGAACCUGACCAGAGCGCUUCUCGCCUAUCGCCGUGUCGACCAACCGAGGCGGCUGUGGGUUGAUGCCAUUUGCAUUCAGCAGGAUGAUCUGGACGAGCGUCUCUCGCAGGUCCGCAUUAUGGGAGACAUUUUCCGCAACGCGACGCAGGUACUCUGCUGGUUGGGCGCUUUCCAGAAUCCGGCCGAAGACGAAUCUCUAGCCCUUACUGCGAUACAAUUUUUGCAAGAGUUCAACAAGGAUACAGGCAGCCACUUGGGACAAAUUCAAUCUGCUAUCCAGAAAAGAAACCGGGGCGUCAAGGACGAGCUUGAAGUGGCGGGCGAUGACGACCAGAGAGUAUUCGAAGUAUGGCGUGCUGUGAAGAUGUUCUUUGACUGCGAGUAUUUUCACCGGGCCUGGAUCAUCCAGGAGAUUGGCCUUGCCCGCCGCGCCUGGAUUUCUUGGGGCCGAAGUGAUCUCUGCAUCGACUGGGCCGAGGUGGCCCGUUUUGUCCUGUUCCUCGACGACAACGGCGCGUCCGUCAUCAACGAGCUCGGCCUCCAAUCGUGGGUCUGCAACCACAUCAACCUCGUGUGGUCCAACAAGCCCGACGGCACGCCAAUAUUCGAUUUUUCCGAGGUGCUGCACUGGGCACGCAUCCACCUGUCGACGGAUCCUCGCGACUACGUCUACUCGCUGCUCGGCCACCCGAACGCCGUCGUCGGCGGGCGGCUGCUCAUCGAGCCCGUGUACACCCUCUCCACCGCCGAGGUGUACACGAACCUCGUCGUCAACACCAUCCAGCGCACGCGCAGCCUGCACAUUCUCGCCUUUGUGGACCAUGGCGAGGCGCCCAACCCGAUGGGCCUCCCGACGUGGGUGCCCGACUGGCAUGCCCUGAACCUCGUCGCGCCGCUCCGGUGUCCGACCUUUGCCGCUCCGUCGGAAUACCGCUCCGUGACCGUCGACGACAGGUCGACGAAAUCGCCCGCACUGCAUUGCCGAGGAACCAUCAUUAGCACUCUGCGAGCCUCAUCCGACAUGAUUGACCCCAAAGAGCUCGCACUCACAGACUACGUCGCAGAAGUCAAGAAGAAGCGGCCGUUUCUGCUCGACCACAUCUACACCGAGCUCGUCCUCACCCAGCCCGCGGCGACGCGGCCCACCGCCGACGACUUCCUGUCCGCCCUCAGCUUCGUCCUCACGGGCGCGUUCCGCGGCACCGCCCCUGCCGCGCCGGACCAGCAACGCGCCGACUGCGCCGCCCACGCCGUCCAGGCUGAGGCGAUGCGCCCCGCCGCGCAGCCCGGGUCCUUUUUCGGCGGCCUCUCGGCCGAGGAGGCGUCGCAGGUGCGCGCUCUCGCCGCGACCGGGUGCGCCACACAGAUUGUGCAGGACAUGACGUGGACCUCCAUGUGUCGGCGGGUGUUUAUUACGCGAGACGGCCAGCUGGGUCUCGGCCCUCGCAUCGUGGCCGAGGGCGACGUGGUGGCCGUCCUGCCAGGCUCCCGAUUCCCGCUUGUGCUUCGGCCGACGGGCACCAACCCCGGAACCGAGUAUCAGCUUGUCGGGCCGGCACUGCUGUAUGGCUUUAUGGAUCAUGAAGGCGCCAACGCGCCGGCUAGAGCAGCUGCAGAGCAAGAAUUCUGUCUAGUGUAA